Molecule: messenger RNA, 3222 nt
Organism: Zymoseptoria tritici IPO323
Lineage: Eukaryota; Fungi; Ascomycota; Dothideomycetes; Mycosphaerellales; Mycosphaerellaceae
Exons: 1
Coding region: 1-3222 (1073 amino acids)
Biological process (GO): isoleucyl-tRNA aminoacylation
Cellular component (GO): cytosol
Molecular function (GO): aminoacyl-tRNA deacylase activity; tRNA binding; ATP binding
Source: RefSeq, a predicted model, not a curated record
AUGCUCGGGUUCUCACCCAGCCUUGUGUUUAGAGCCGCAUCGCAGGAGAAGUCGAACCUGAUAGACACCAUCCGCACGCUUGCGCUCACGAAAACCAACUGGUCCGACACUCUCGCCCUCCCACGAUCGCAGUUCCCGGCUCGUCCUACCUCGGAGCAGCUGGAAACGUACCGCCAAAGAUGUUCCGAUGACCUCUACGAAUGGCAGCGAAGUGCCAGAGAGAGUCACAGAGGUGGUAAAGAGGAGUUCGUGUUGCACGAUGGACCACCAUAUGCCAAUGGCGCUGUCCAUGUCGGGCAUGCGUUAAACAAAGUGCUGAAGGACUUGAUGCUGCGGUCAGAGCUCUCCAGAGGGAAGAAAGUGCAAUACCGCCCUGGCUGGGACUGUCAUGGACUUCCGAUCGAGCUUAAGGCUCUGCAGCAGCCUAAGGCGCCUGGGAAGCAGGCGAAGUCGUCGAAAGACACUCCUGCACAAGAAGCCAGGGCUGCUGCGUAUGCUUCUAGCAAGAUGAGUGCGCUUGAAAUUAGGACAGCGGCGCGGAAGCUGGCAAGUGAGACGAUCGAGACGCAGAAGAAGAGCUUCAAGGACUGGGGUGUCAUGGGAGAGUGGAAUCGACCGUACACAACAAUGAGCGCUGAUUUCGAGGCCAGACAGCUGGGUGUGUUUAGAGAGAUGGUUCGGAAAGGUCUCAUCUCACGACAUCACAGGCCGGUCUACUGGUCGCCGUCAUCUCGCACCGCCCUGGCAGAAGCCGAGCUUGAGUACGACGAUAGUCACAAGUGUACAGCUGCAUUCGUUAAGAUGCCCAUGACACGACUGCCGCAAGUGCUCAAGAGUCAUUCCUCCAUUCGACCGGGCUACUUGAGCGCUUUGAUCUGGACAACUACUCCGUGGACGCUCCCAGCCAACAAAGCCAUUGCCAUAAGGAAUGACAUCGAGUAUACGGUCAUUGAGGUUGCUGGCGAAUUUGAAUCGACCGAUCAAUUCAUCCUCGCGAAAGACCGCAUCGAGCAUGUGCUGUCUCAAUUGCCCGGAUGCACUGCCAAAAUCAUCGUCAACUCCAUCACCGGGUCGCAAUUGUGCGAUGGAGAUGUAACGUGUUUCAACUUGUUCACCGCAGCCGAAUCUCCCAUCGUUCAUGCAGACUUUGUGACUGCUACUUCGGGUACUGGGUUAGUCCACAUGGCUCCAGGUCACGGGAUGGACGAUUAUCAAGUGUGCCAGCGACUGGGAAUUGGACCUGCGUUGGCGCCAGUAGAUGAUGAGGGCAAGUACACUGCCGAAGUCUUUCCCGCGAGCCAAGGCGAUACACAACUUGAAGGUCUGGACGUUCAGACGGCCGGUGUGAAGGCAGUACUUCAGAUCUUGAACGAUCCGAGCAAGCAUCUGCCUGAUGGAAUCCAUCAAUCAGGUGAGAGCCUGGUAUUGGCAGCGCACAGCUUCAUUCACAAGAAUCCCAUAGACUGGCGGACGAAGCAGCCAGUCAUCGUUCGUGCUACCGCACAGUGGUUCGCAGAUGUAUCAGUCAUCAAAGACAGAGCUCUAGCGGCACUGGAGGAUGUGACCUGCAUUCCUGAAAGCGGCAAAACGCGGCUGAAGAGCUUCAUCGAAGGACGAAGUCAGUGGUGCAUUUCCAGACAGCGAGCUUGGGGCGUUCCUAUCCCAGCGCUUUACAGUGCGGAUACGGGCGAAGCCUGCAUCUCACUAGAUGCGAUUGAUCACAUCAUCUCUGUCAUCGAGGAAAGAGGCACCGAUGCAUGGUUCUCGGAUCCUCAAGAUGAGCCCUCAUGGCUUCACCCUUCUCUCGAACCCGGAAAAUGGGUCAGAGGUCGAGAUACCAUGGAUGUCUGGUUCGACUCUGGCACGACCUGGACCUCACUUGCCGCCCGAGAAGAUGAAGAGGCACAUCUGAGCGAUGUAUACUCAGAGGGGACUGAUCAGCAUCGAGGCUGGUUCCAAAGCAGUUUACUCACAGCGAUCGCUUCUCAAGACCCCGAUGCGAAACCACUAGCUCCCUUCAGGAUCCUCGCAACACACGGCUUUACGCUCGACGGUGAAGGCAGGAAGAUGAGCAAGAGUCUCGGCAACGUCAUCGCACCCGAUCAAAUCAUCUCGGGCUCUCUACUUCCACCUUCAAAAGGCAAGGGCAAGGGGAAAGCUCCUCCUCCAACCAGCAAGUCCAAACAACAAGGCAUCCUCGGUCCCGACGUCCUCCGCCUCUGGGUCGCAUCCUCAGAUUACACCCGCGACGUAGCCAUCUCCCAACCCGUCCUGCAAAGCGUGCAGCAAGCCCUUCAAAAAUACCGCGUCACCUUCAAAUUCCUUCUCGGCGUCUUACACGACUAUCCCUCCCCUUGUCCUCAACUAUCCCUUGUCUCGCCUCUCGACUUCGCCGACCGGGUCGUCCUUGACCAACUCGAAAAAUGCAGCCGCUCCGUCUUCGAAGCGUACAAGAACUACAAAUUCUACGCCGCCAUCUCGGAAGUCAACAAAUUCGUCAACAACGAUCUGAGCGCGUUUUACUUUGAGAUCGCUAAGGACCGGCUCUACGCGGGUGACUUACGCAUCAGGAGACACACGCAGACGGUGCUGGUGUAUAUCCUUCAGGAACUGACGAAGAUGCUGGGACCGGCGACGCCGCUGCUGGUGGAGGAGGUGUGGGAGUGGAUGCCGAUGGGGAUGAAGUCUUUGUACGGAGAGGAUGAAGAGGUGGAUAUGAGUUUGCACCCGCUGAGACAGGUCUGGGAGGGGCCGUUCGAUGCCGGUAAGGUGGGUGUGGAGUGUGGAGUCUUGUUGACUGCUGCGAUGGAGGCAUUCAAGAAGGUCAGUUCGGCGGUCAAGGUUGCUCAAGAGGAGGCCAGGACGGCGAGAUUGCUAGGCAGCGGGCUGGCUUGUAGAGUUGUUGUUCAGCUGCCUGCGGGUUUCGAUGUUGCAGCUGAUGGAGAUUUCGCAUUCCUGCGGGAGGACUUGGCGGGCCUGUUGGUUGUCAGUCAGGCGGAGGUCAUUCCCGCUGCAAACCUUGAGGCGACAUCAAGCGAAGACAACCCAGAGUGGCGGUAUGAGCAGCCGUUCGAAGUGGAGGUGAAGGGUCAGAUGUUGGAAGGCAAAGUGAUUGUCCUGCCGCCCGCUGGCGAGAAGUGUGUCCGAUGCUGGAAGUAUACUGCAGAGGAGGAAGAUCUGCCUUGCUCGCAGUGUCGUGUGGCGAUUGCCGAGCAGCUCUGA